Messenger RNA from Haliotis rubra (blacklip abalone), 1413 nucleotides. Its product is annotated as SH3 domain-containing YSC84-like protein 1. The coding region runs from base 136 to 1362 and encodes 408 amino acids. Gene Ontology annotation, molecular function: protein binding; phosphatidylinositol binding. The transcript is spliced from 9 exons. The record is from RefSeq and is a predicted model, not a curated record. Lineage: Eukaryota; Metazoa; Mollusca; Gastropoda; Lepetellida; Haliotidae. Gene Ontology annotation, cellular component: ruffle membrane.
GUAACUCUCAUUGCUUUGUAACGCGGAAGUGAAGAGAUUGUUCAACAGAAAUUUGCGGAGGGCGGUAUAUUUGUCACAUGUUUGCUGCAGACUGUUACCAUGGGGACGUAGACUAGGGACUGCCAAUCAGUGACAAUGGUGAACACACCCAUACCACACAGCCUCAAGUCAGAGGCCAAGAAGGCGGCCAAAAUCCUGCGAGAGUUCACCAUGCCAAGCGCUAGAGCUGGUCCAGACAAACUUAUACCUGCUGGUAUUCUAGCCAAGGCAAAGGGUCUUGCCAUAUUGACCGUGGUGAAGGCGGGGUUCCUGGUUACGGCGCGAGGUGGCAGUGGGAUCGUCAUUGCCAAGCUUGAUGAUGCUGAUGAGGACUCUCGCACCUGUGGUUGGUCUGCUCCCAGUGCAAUAGGAAUAGCUGGUCUGGGGGGAGGAUUUGAGAUCGGAGCUGAGGUGACAGACUUUGUCAUUAUUCUGAACAAGAGGUCUGCCGUGGAAGCCUUCUCCAAGGGAGGUAACCUGACUUUGGGUGGCAACUUCACGAUCGCAGCGGGGCCCCUAGGGCGUAACAUCGAGGGUGAUGUCUCACUGAGGAGUCCGGCAGCGAUGUACACCUACUCCAAGACCAAGGGAAUAUUUGCUGGCAUAUCUAUAGAAGGCAGCGGACUCAUUGAACGCAAGGAUGCCAACAGAAAGUUUUAUGGGCAAGACAUCCGGGCCCACCAGAUAUUGGUGGGAGAAGUGGAUCCCCCGGAAGGGUGUGAUGACCUGUACGAGGUUAUCCGCCGACACCGAGAGGUCGCCAUGAAGGCGGCGAUGCAGAUGGCCAAGGAACAAGCAUGGAAACACAGGCACGCAAUCAAAGACGUGGUCGUAGCGGGUGUCUCAAGCAAGCUUAGUGCUUUCCGCUCAGGAGACAAAGGGGAGAAGGGGGAGUCUAAGGACAAGUCGUCACAUGACAAAUCAUCGUCACAUGAGUGGGCUUUUGAGUCUGCGAGGGAAGCUGCAUCAUCGGACAAGUUUUCCCGCACCUAUUCCACGAAAACUGUCACAACUAAAACCACUCACGUUGUAAGAACAGCGUCUACUGCGUCAGGCAAGACACAACCCCGUCACUCACCACCCAGCCUCAGCAUCAAACAAAGUGCAGGAAAACCACCGAAGGCGGAUGCGAUUGUCAAGUGGGACAACCUGAUUGCUGUUGCCGAGCAUCCAUUCCGAGGUCAGCAGUCAUGUGACCUCUCGUUCAAACCAGGGGACAAAAUCGAGGUUUUGACAAGGACAGACUCGCAGUUUGAUUGGUGGGAGGGAAGUCUGCUCGACAAGGUGGGCAUCUUCCCCGCUAACUUCGUCCGAGUUCUGUAAGGGGCUUUGUUCAGAGUUUUGCUGGCGGACAUUUUUUCUGUCUCUCGCAGA